AUGUCUGCGCAGGGCAAUGCAACCGAGACGUCGCCGCUGCUCGGAGACCGAAGCAACGGCGGUGCAGCUGGGCCGUCGAUUGCCACUGUUGUGAACAGCGGUGUCGAUGAGUCGGGAUACAAUGGUAGCUCGCAACUAGGCCCCGAUGCCGAGAGGGCACAGGCGAAGGAUGUAACGGAUUCAGCCGCUCGGCUAAGGUAUAUCGUUCCGGCGGUUUCGGUUGGUAUCUUUCUGGCUGCUGCGGAUCAGACGAUUAUCGUGGCCAGCUACGGGCAGAUUGGAAGCGAUCUCAGGGCCUUGAAUUUGACCAGCUGGAUUGCGACUUCAUACUUCCUCACGCUUACCUCUUUCCAGCCCCUAUAUGGAAAGCUCAGUGACAUAUUUGGACGCAAAGCGUGCCUUUUGUUCUCAUACGCCAUAUUCGGCACUGGUUGCCUGCUUUGCGGCCUGGCACGCGAUAUAAAUGAGCUCAUAGCUGCCCGGGUCUUUCAAGGUAUUGGAGGCGGUGGAAUGACCACCGUUGUUAGCAUCCUUAUGAGUGACAUUGUCCCUCUCCGGGAUCGCGGUCUCUGGCAAGGCAUUAUCAAUAUUAUCUAUGCUACAGGCUCUGGAGUCGGAGCUCCUCUAGGUGGUAUUCUGGCUGAUUAUAUUGGCUGGCGCUGGUCGUUCAUUAUUCAGUUCCCCCUUUGCAUCAUUGCCUUUUUGUCUGUCCUGAUCAUCCUGAAGCUGCCCGCUCCGGAGCAUGGCGACUGGAAAACAAAACUGCGCCGGAUCGAUUUCCUUGGAGCUAUUGUCCUCGUUGGGGCUGUUUUCGGCUUGCUCCUCGGCCUGGAUCGAGGCAGUAAUGUAUCCUGGACGAUGCCGUUGACCAUCAUUUCAUUGACUGCCUCGGCUGUCCUUUUUGUCGUCUUUGUCCUAGUUGAAAUGUAUCUUGCCGCGGAACCAUUUGCUCCGGGACACAUCAUCUUUGACCGGACAUUUUUCGCUUGUUACAGCUGCAACUUCUUCAGUUUUGGAGGCUGGCUCGCGGGUCUCUUUUACAUCCCUCUGUACUUCCAGGCCGUUGAUGGGGUUUCGGCAACCGGGGCUGGCCUUCGGCUCUUGCCAACUAUCCUGGCUGGUGUCUCCGGCUCGCUCUUCGCAGGUGCUUUCAUGAAAUGGACAGGAAAAUACCACUGGCUAACCAUCGCUGCUUACGCGGGGUUGACUAUCGGACUGACUACCAUCUUUCUCGCCUCUGGACCGCUCGGCGAGAGCUCUCUCUUUAUCAUCGUCGGAACCGUCCUUUGUGGUUUUGGGAAUGGAAACGGUGUCACCACGACAUUGAUAGGAUUAAUCUCUAAUAGUACCCCCGAAGACCAAGCUGUAGUAACCGCCUGCUCAUAUUUAUUCCGGUCUCUCGGCUCGGUGAUUGGCCUCUCUCUCUCGUCUACAGUGGUGCAGCAGUUGCUCCGUACUCGACUGGGGUCUGAACUGCGUAACAGCAAAGACAUCGACCGCAUCGUCGAGGAAGUCAGACAGAGUCUGGACUAUAUCCGAACCCUAGACCCUGAUGUUGCCAAGAUUGUGCGCAGCUGCUACGGAUGGUCGAUCAACAAAGGGUUUGGUUUUAUGAUUGCUAUUGUGUCUUUUGCUUUCUUCAGCUCGCUCUUCAUCCGAGAGAAGAUGUUAUACAUUCAUAGUAGCUUCGUUUCUUCCCCUCCAUCGCCGAACGCUGCCCUCCGACGUCGCAACGCUGUUCGCCGCCACCGACGCAAUGAAUCAGACGAGGUUAAUAUCGAGGACACCCCAUCAUACCGUGCCAUAACCCAUCUCGAACAGCUGGAGAGCCAAAAUGGCGUGUACGGGACGUUUCGAAUCGAGACGGAGGAUGGGAGACGGGUUGAAAGUGGCCUUCUGCCGUCUUUGCUCGCCACUCGCGACCAGCUGAUGGAGGAGGUGGGAGUCCCACAAGCUCACGCCGAACGGAUGCGGGAGAUGAUGGAGGACACCUUCCUGGAAUCGUUCCUUGCAUUGGACUUUCCACCGUCGCACUCGAUCCCAGAGGGGAGCGCCGAACGGCAUUAUCUGAUGGAACAGCUGCAGCGACGUGGUAUCUCUCGAGCAGGUAUCGAGAGGGCGCUUGUACGGUUCAAUGAAGAUAGCAAUUUCGGAGAGGAGCUGCGUCGCCGACGACAGAACGGCGAACGGGUGACUCUGUCUGCCUCUACUCUGCCUGAUAUCUCCGCGCCCCUACAAAACCAGGACGGAGGCGAAACGGUGGUCGAUGACCAGAGCGUGUUCUCCUGGCGUGAUAGGAACAACGACUCGUCGCCGACUCGCGAGGGCCAGAAUCUGUUGAAUUUGCUCUACCACAUCGCGGAGGAUCAAGCGAGGCGAGACGGGUACAUCCACAGAGGAGUGACCUGCAACAGCUGCGGCGCGAUGCCCAUCCAGGGGAUCCGGUACCGCUGUGCAAACUGUAUCGACUACGAUCUCUGUGAGACUUGCGAGGCGAUGCAAGUGCACAUCAAGACACAUCUUUUCUACAAGGUCCGCAUCCCUGCUCCGUUCCUGGGCAAUCCGCGUCAAUCACAACCUGUCUGGUAUCCGGGCAAGCCGGCCAUGCUUCCUCGUAGUCUUCCGCGGCCUCUAGCCAAACGGUUGACGAAGGACACCAAUUUUGAAAACACUGAACUAGAUGCCCUUUGGGAUCAAUUCAGGUGCCUGGCCAACCAUGAAUGGGCCGAGGAUCCCAACAAACUCUGUAUGGCGAUUGAUCGGAAGACCUUCGACCGCUGUUUCGUCCCCAACACAUCUAUUCGGCCGCCUCCUCCCAGCCUGAUCUACGACCGCAUGUUUGCAUUUUAUGAUACUAAUGGCGACAAUCUGAUUGGUUUUGAGGAGUUCCUCAGGGGUUUAGCUAGUUUCAAUAACAAGAGUGCAGACGAAAGGUUGCGACGCGUCUUCCGUGGUUAUGAUAUCGACGGUGACGGCUAUGUGGAGCGCAAGGACUUUUUACGCAUGUUCCGGGCCUACUACGCGCUAAGCCGAGAACUCACCAGAGACAUGGUCGCCGGAAUGGAGGAUGAUUUCUUGGAAGGCGGCGCACGAGACGUGAUCCUUGGAAGUCAACCGAUCAGUUCUGCCUUUCCUGGAAAUAUCCCGUCAGGUGAGGUUUCGAGACUGGGUGAAGGCAAGCGCAUGAACCGGGAAGGCGACAUGGAGAUCACAGAUAAUGAAGGCGUGUUACGACCGGACGGCCUAGAUACUGGCGAUCGACACGUCGUGAUUGGCGAUGCUGCAAUCAGAGAACAGUUUGGCCGGGCCGUCCGUCAUGGCGGUGGUGAUGAUGGCGAUGAAGACUCAGAGGACGCGAGUGAUUCCGAAGACCAGUCCAGCUCCUCCGUUAGACGAAUGGACGAUGCACGGAGACGGGGUAUCGAUGAUCGCUGGCGGAGAAGAGGCUUCUAUGUUGAUGAAGAGGAUGGUGCAACAGCCCCCGAGGGUUAUGAAAGGGAUUCCGCCAUCGAUGAUCUCAGCGAUGAAGACGAUCUAAACGACGAGCCGGCCGUUGAAUCGCAUCCUCCAACCCCUCGUUCCCGGUCUUCGUCCAAGGUUCGAUUCCAGGACGAUAUCACGGAUGAUUACGAUGUGAGAUCCAAUCCCUCUACUUCUUCCCGCAGCAUACCUGUCGGCGAAAGAUGGGGAGGCUUUGAGAUUCCGGAAGUUGAGCGGGAUGUGGGUAAGGAGAUAUUAUACCAAGUCACGCAACAGGGUUUGAACGAACUGCUUGACAUUCUCUUCAAACCCAAGGAGGAUCUUCUCAUGGAGGUGUACCGAACACGGGCGGAGCGAACGAAAUGGGCUCGCGAAAUCGAACUGUUCGAGCAGUUGGAGCCUGAAAAACGGCAGCGGGGGGAGAAAGGCCGGGCAGCCGAUGGAGAAGUAAGCCAACAUCGCCAAUCAUUUCUGGACCUCCUCGAUGUGGAACUGGACGUGGAGAACAAAUCGCUUGACGAGCUCUUGCAACGGUCUGGCUAUUCCGUGACUGGGCCGGCAGCUGAGCCCACCAGUGAUGAACAUGAACCCGUCGUCACUCCAUCAUUGGAUUUACCUGUCCAGGAUGAUGAUGAUGAUGAUGAUGAUGAUGAUGAUGAUGAUGCCCAGGCCGCGGCCCCUCCAUCCGAACAUGACAAUGCACUUUUCGAGGAAGAGCCAGCGUUCGACCCGACACUUCCCCAGUUCCGACCCGACGAGGAGGAACCAUUUUCUGUUGCAGCCAGCCCGGUAGAGACAAGUGACUCUCCCAUCCACCACGAGCGAACCCUCCCCGAACCACUCCGCCUACACCCCACGACGUCUUUCCCAGCUCCUGUUCCCUCUUCAUGCAUGGAGGGAGCCGAAACCGAAGCCGAAGCCACGGCACCCAAACCGAGCCCUUCAUCCAUGCAUCCGCUGCCUCCGGCCCAUGUCGCACCGCCCCUCCAACCGCAUGAAUCCCCCUUGCGGCCCCCUUCAUCACGUACGCUCGCCCGAUGGGCCUUCCUGAACCAGGUUGAGCGCGAAGCCAAGGAACGCGGGGGCCACGGGGCGAAGCUGAACUUUGAAGAAUUCUCCCGCCGGAUGAAUGCGGACCGAGGCAGGAGGUUGGCCUUUGUAGGUAGUUGGAUUGAGAUGGCGAGUUUCUAG
Penicilliopsis zonata CBS 506.65 is the source of this 4671-nucleotide messenger RNA. RefSeq lists its product as hypothetical. The transcript is spliced from 9 exons. Gene Ontology annotation, cellular component: fungal-type vacuole membrane. Gene Ontology annotation, molecular function: basic amino acid transmembrane transporter activity; calcium ion binding; zinc ion binding. Bases 1 to 4671 code for a protein of 1556 amino acids. Lineage: Eukaryota; Fungi; Ascomycota; Eurotiomycetes; Eurotiales; Aspergillaceae. Gene Ontology annotation, biological process: transmembrane transport; basic amino acid transport. The record is from RefSeq and is a predicted model, not a curated record.